AUUGCUCGGGGGCCGCUCUAGCCUGACGCUUCCGGAGGUCGGUGGUAGCCGCUUCCGGCGCGCGCGCUGCAUUGUGGGUCAGUGGUAGCCGGGAUGGUGGGGGAGGUGGAAGAGGCUGAGGUUCCCGAGCGGUUCCGCUCCUACUCGGAGAACGAGAGGCACUGGCAGGCCCGCCGCGAGUUCAUCCUGCGGAACCUGCCCCCGGACUGGGCGGGGGAAGCGCCCUGGCCCGCCGGCCGCAUCGACCACCUGCUCUCGCUCUCCAUGGUGUGGGCCAACCACCUCUUCCUGGGCUGCAGUUACAGCAAAGACCUUUUAGACAAGGUAACAGAAAUGGCUGAGGGGAUUGAAGUUGAAGGUGCACCACAGUUUACUACGCGAGAUGAAAUAAUGAAAAAGCAUCAGCAUUAGUACGUGAGAAGAGGAGGUCUCAAAUUUUUGUCAUGACACAGGAUCAGUUUAUGUGGAGGACCCAGUGUUAAUUGACCAUACUCUUUCUAAAACGACUCCCUAUGCUGGACCCUAGGGAAAGGAUUUCUUAAAAAACUUUGUGCCAUUAUGAUGAUGGAUAUCCACUUCCAAAGCUUUUUAAAAUGAGAGAAUCAGGUUUUUAAACUAUUUUACAACUCAUUGAUUCGUAGAGCAAAGAAAAAGAUAUGAUGGACUAUAUUUUCCCCUCUUAUAUGAAGACAGGGAAGAGUAAUAACUCCCAGAAAAGAGGGGAGGGGGUUGGGGCGCUGUAGCAUCCCCUCUUCUGUUUGAGGACAAUUCUGUGUAAUGACCAAUGAGUCCAAUUUAGGAUGCGAGGCCACGGGGAAUACUUGCCUCAAAGGACACACCCAGUUAGGAAAGCAGGAGCUCACACUUCACUCUCAGUUGAAAGUAAGGGGAUGUUAUAAGGCUGUUUUGGGCAUUGACUAAUAUUGUUUUUACCCGGGUUUCAUUCCGUGUAACGGGAAAGGGAGGGCAUGGCACACAAAGAGGCCAUUACCCUGCUCUUCCCCUUUUCUGACAUGCAACUUAGAUGGGUCUAUGGUGAUGGUAAAUGUCCCAGUUAGCUGAUUUUCCCCUUUGCAUACCUGCAUCACUCUUCCCCAGAGUUUCUCUCUACUGCAGGGGAACCCUAGGAGUCUAAAAGUAACACAGAAUAUUCUCUUUUUAAAAGUCUUUAUUUUUAAGUGUUUUAUGCCACAUUUUUAAAGUCUUUAGAAGGCCUAAUAACUGUAUCUCCAUUCAGUCACUGGAAUUAAAAUUUCAGUCAUGAAAUCUGGA
Chelonia mydas (Green sea turtle) is the source of this 1272-nucleotide messenger RNA. It is a transcript of the gene XTBD1, whose product is annotated as CDKN2A interacting protein N-terminal like. NCBI's taxonomy places the organism in Eukaryota, Metazoa, Chordata, Testudines, Cheloniidae. The record is from RefSeq and is a predicted model, not a curated record. Bases 94 to 411 code for a protein of 105 amino acids. The transcript is spliced from 3 exons.